Molecule: messenger RNA, 3401 nt
Organism: Jatropha curcas
Lineage: Eukaryota; Viridiplantae; Streptophyta; Magnoliopsida; Malpighiales; Euphorbiaceae
Gene: MAD1
Product: mitotic checkpoint family protein
Biological process (GO): attachment of mitotic spindle microtubules to kinetochore; mitotic spindle assembly checkpoint signaling
Cellular component (GO): nuclear envelope; kinetochore; mitotic spindle
Source: RefSeq, a predicted model, not a curated record
UCCCAAAACGUCAAAACGUUUUACAUAUUUUUAAACAAGUUUAGAGCUUUUAUUCCAUUUCUAAAUCGAUCAAGUCGUUUCCAGAAAUGGCGCCUCUGCUUUCAAAUUAAAUCCAAUUGACUUGCCCCACCAUCAAAUAGUGAGAGAGAUAGAGCUGUUUUCAAAGAGCAACUGAAACCCUAGCAAUUUCUAGAGAGAAAGGAUGAUUCUAAGAACUCCACCACCAAAGAGACCUAGAGAUGAUGGCAAAGCCAUCGAAAGCUCACCGGUUGGUUCUGAUCGGCGACUUGUCAUUUACGAAGACCCUCCUGUUGUGGUCCAGCAACCAGAGUCCUCUCACGAACCUCAACCGUCCGAUCACAUGCUCUGCACCUAUCAAUGUCGCCAAAUGGUUAAAGCAGAUUUUCUGGAUGCCUUGAGCAAUGCAGAGAAACAAGUUCGUGAUUAUCAGUCCAAAUUGGAGACUUUAAAUGAGAACUUCUGCAAAUCUGAAGCUGAGAGGAAAAAAUUUCUAGAUCAAUUCUUAUAUGCUGAACAAGAACUUGCUGCUGCCAAAGGACGCGAACAGGCACUGCAGCAACAACUUUUAAAGGAGAUAGAUGAUUCUCAGGAGAGGUUUAAGAAACAAUUAGAAUCAUGUAAUAAACUUGAGGUGAAGCUGGAAAAUGAGAAGAACCUUCGAAAAAAAGCUGAAUCCUCAGCAGCUUCUGCAGAAGAGAAAGCAAGUCUUUUGGAGGGGAAACUUGCCCACCUUUCUGAAAGCAUAGAAAGGGAGAAAAAGCGCUUCAAUAAUGAGCUGGCACAGCUACAAAGAGAUUCAAAGUUUUCUAUUGCCAGGAUAACUGCAGAUCUUGAAAGAAUGGAAUCCAGAGCUAAAAGUGCUGAAGAAGAAUCAGAGCUGCUAAAGGAGCAGCUGGAAAAUCUGAAGUUGCAAAUGAGUGAGUGCUUGCACCAGAAGAGUGAACUAGAGAAGAAAUUAUCAAGUUUCACAAUUCAAGAAAGUUCUUCUACUGACAACAAUAUUUUGGUUAAACAUCUACAGGAAGAACUCAGGAACUAUGAGGCUGAAGUGAGAGAAGCAAGAAAAUUGAAAUCAUCUUGUGAAAACAUUGAGCUAUUGAAGGAGAAAUUAUUGGAAGAGAAAGCCCGCAGAGAGAGGGCAGAGUCAGAGUUAUCCAAAUUGAAGGAAUUUGAGCUAAAUAUGAUGAAGUUGGAGGAUGAGUUGUCUUCUUGGAAGUUGAUGAUUAAAGACAUCCCUGAUGUGUCAUGUUGUGAUGAUAUACCUGUUAAGUUUGCUGCUUUACAGAAAGAAGUAAUUGAUAACAUGAUGAAGGUAGGUGAGGCAAAUGGACGUUUGAAACAAAUGGAGGUGGCUCUGGACGCUGCCCAACUUGGCAAACAAAUUGCUGAAACUGAGGUGGCAUUGUCCAAGGAGAAGGCAGAAAGCUUGAAACUGGAGCUCAAUAGGAUAGAAAUGAUGCUUUCUGCUGUUACUGAAGAGCGAGACAGGUUGAAAAGUAUUGUUAAUGAAGUGAGGAGGUCAAAGAAUGAACAAGCAGGGGAUGGAGCAGCCACUGGAACUCUGCUUCAGGAGCUUGAAUCAUCUCUUGCAAAGAAGGAUUGUUUAAUUAAAGAAUUGCAGAGUAAUUUACAACAACAAAAAGAAGUGAAUAAUCAUCAAUUUGAUGAAAUAAAGCUGCUCAAUGACAGGCUGAACAAUGAAGCCAAAAGAAUUAAGUCAAUGGAACGGGAGAGUGAUCGGCUUCGUUCAGAGAUUUCUCUAUUAGAGUCCAAGCUAGGCCAUGGUGACUAUUCUGCUGCAAAUACAAAAGUAUUAAGGAUGGUGAAUACCCUUGCUGUUGACAAUGAUGCUAAACAAACUAUAGAGGCUUUACGUACUGAAUUGCAGAAGACAAAGGAGAAGUUACAGGCUGUUGAAGAAUUAAAGAGCCAGUCAGGUGAUGCUGGAAAGCUGGUGGACUCCUAUAUAUCUGGGAAGAUCACUCAACUAAAAGAACAAAUUGCAACGCUUGAAAAGCGUGAAGAAAGAUACAAGACUGUUUUUGCUGAUAGAAUUUCAGUUUUUAGGAGGGCUUGUUGCGAACUGUUUGGUUACAAGAUUGUAAUGGAUGAACACCAUCGUUCUAAUGGGAUCCCAGUAACCCGUUUUACCCUUCAAUCUAUCUAUGCUCAGAGUGAUGAUGAGAAGCUUGAAUUUGAAUAUGAAUCAGGAAAUACAAACAUUUUGGCAAAUGCUUACACAUCUCAGCUUGAGAUAUCUCGUCAGUUCGAUCCAGGAACCAGUCAACAAAAAGAAAGGCAGUUCAAUGUGUUAGGUGAAAUCAACAAUAGCAGAGAUCUUGUUUUGGGCCUUGUGGAUGAAAGUGAAAAAUUCCCUGCUUUCUUUUUACAGAUUUCAUUUGAAAAUCAAAGGUUGAUAUAUUUAUUCAUAAGAUGAAUUCUAUCCCAGCUUUCACAGCCAACUUGACAGUGGAAACUUUCAACAAAAGAACUCUAUCUUGAUAGAAAAUCAAAAUAACCAGAUGGUCCCGGUUUCUCAUAUGUUGUUAGAAUCUGCAUAUUUUUUUAGUGAUUCCCUUUCCCAGUUGAUGUGCUAUCAGCUUAGCAUCAUAUCGCUGCUGAAGAGAGAUUUGGUGUUUUUUAGUAUUUACAGCUGAAAUGAACUGCUGAAAAUGUCUUAUUUUGGAAUUCCAAGUCGAUAAUUCUCUCAGCACUGCAGUUCUUUUGAUGAAUAUAAUGUUGAUAAAUAAAAUAUUUAGUUACUACUAAUUCUCUCUAGCACUUUUGAAUUGGAAUAUGUAGUUCAUUAUUUCAUAUUUUAGUGUCCUUGCAACUCUGUCGAGUCGCCUUCAUAUUUGAGCUUAGUUGUGUCAAAUUAUGCUUGCACCUUUGUAAUGGAGGCAGGUGAAAAAGAACGAGAAGUGGGGAUGGUGGAGAAAUUAAGCUGCUUUACUAUUGAACCGUUCCUUUUGGUCUUGUAACUCUUUUAAUCUCACAUCAUGGACUAUUAUUCUAUGAAGUGCUGUGCUGAAAUAGUAGUAACCUACCAUCUCCACCAUAAUUAUUCACUUGUACUUUCUAUUUGAAUCCUCAUCUUAUGUUUCAACCUUUUAAGCUGUGUGCUGUGGAUUGAGUAUACGUUUGAUGUGAUGACCUGGAGGUAUCAAUGCCACAAAUGAUGUUUGUUAGUGGAUGAGAUAGACAAGAAAAAGCCUCAAAAGUCGGUUAAAAAGUCGUUUCUAGUGCCGCUUUCUUCGCAGUGGAGAUGGACCUGAACUCCUAAUCUCUCUAGCUUAAUUUCUUAAUUUGACUUAAUUGAAAUUUCUGUGUAUGCAAGUCAGAUUCACUUCUAUUUAUGUAAUGCUGGUUUCAACUUUCAA